AUGCAAUUCAAUAGUAGUAGUAAUAAUAAACCACCUGUCAAGGGAUGGAUAAAUACUAAAGCAUCAACUACAUCUUCUAUUAAACCUAAACCAUCUCUUGAUGGUAUUGAAUCGUUGUCAGCAUUCCUACAGAAACAAUCAAAUAAAGCAACUAUACCAAAGAUAUAUAAAAAGAAAUGGGUAUGGUUUAGUCCCAAUGAUGGAUGUCUCUAUUAUUAUCAAUCUGGUGCUACCUCUACUACACCUAAUAGUAGUAAUAAUACUACGACUGCGGGAUACCAAAUUAAAACGAUACCAAUUGAUAAUGCAACUAUUGAACAAUCACCAUCUAUUAGAUUAGAGUUUAUAGUAUCUACGAUACCAACACAACCCUCUCGUAAACGCCAAUUGAUAUUUAGAGCAGCUGAUGAAGCAACCGUAUUGAAUUGGGUCAAUGUUUUGACAACUUGGAAAUCCAAUAAUAAUAAUAAUCUAAAUACAUCUUUAUCAUCUUCAACUUCAACUUCAUCAUCAACAUCAUCACCAUCCUCUCCAACUAGUAUAUUACCACCAUCAUCAUCUGUUGCUCUACAAUCUAGUAUUAGUAGUGGACAUAACCCAUACCAACAACAAUCGCAACAACAGUCACCAGCACCAUCACCUAUUAGAUCACACAAUAGAGCACGUAGUUAUGGUGGUGAUAAUAUCGUAGAUCAAAGUGGAAACAAUACAUCAUGGGUCAAUUCGCCACCAUCUCCUCCCAACGAGUUGAAUGAGAGUUUUGAUGAUAAUCUUAGUCCUGUCAAGAAACAAUCAGCUGACAACUUUUUAAAGAAUCUAGUCUCACUUGAACCAACAACUCAACAACAGUCACGUUCAUCCUAUUCGUCGGUUAAAAUCAGACAAUUACUAUUGCGUCAUCAACCUACACUUGACAAUGACCAAACCAACUAUGUCUUGACUCAAAUCCAUCAACAAAUAUCGUAUCUUCAAGAAUGUUACAAUGAAAUAUUAUUUGUUUCAAAUAGUCAAGGUGGAGUUGGAGGACAAGCUAGAGAAACUAUCUUAUUUCAUAAUGGUGGUAUGCAUCCAUUGAGUAUGUCAACUUAUUCUUCUUCUCCCUCCUCCUCGCAUCCAAUUUCUCCAUCCAAUUCUUCAUCCUAUCUCUAUUCUUCGUCGACUACAUUAUCAUCAAGUACUAAUAGUAGUGGUGGAGGAGUAGAUGAAAUAGAUCUAACUUAUUCAUCAUUAUCAGCAAGUGGAGGAAGUAUUCAUAUUAGUCAUCAUCAAGAAGACAUCUUUUCAUUGUUACCAAACCAUCUCUCGAUAUACAUUUUCUCGUAUCUUUCACCAGAGGAACUUCUUAAAUGUUCACAAGUGACGAGACAAUGGAAAUUAAUGUCUAGUGACAAUUCUCUUUGGAUUCGAUUCACUCAACACUUGGCAACACCAGCCAGUAUAUUUGAUCCAACUCAAAACUGGAAACGAACCUAUCUCAACCACCGAAAACAAUCAUUGCUCGGUAAAAAGGAAAAGAUCCUCAAUCGUGCCAUCAGUCUCUAUGGUAUCACCCCAACCUCUACCAAUAACAAUCAUACAGUUAAAGAAGGUUACCUUUAUAAACGUGGUGAAGAUAUCUUAAAAAUUUGGAAAAAAAGAUAUUUUGUAUUAAAAGAAAAUUGUCUAUUUUAUUUUCAACAUUCAAAUGAUAAUUUCCCAAAUGGUAUGAUACCAUUAAAUAGAUCAAUUAAAUUGGUUAGAGUACCAAACUCUACUAGAAAACAUUGUUUUAAAAUCAUUCAUGAUGGAUCUAGUAAACAUGGUAGUGGAUCAGUUGAAAGACGUGAACCAUACUUUUUAUCAAGUGAAAAUGAUGAUGAAUGUAAUGAAUGGAUGAAAUCAAUUCAAAAUGUACUAAGUAAAGUUCCUGCUCCUCCAACAAAUAAUAAUAAUCAUGAAAAUCAUUCUUCUUCUUCUUCUUCAUCAUCAAAACAUCAUCAUACACUUAAAAAAGGUAAAAAGUCUACAUCUUUUACUAGUCCACCAAAUGGUUUAAAUACUCAACAACCGCAACAAUCAUUAUCUGGAUCAACAGGUAACCCAAUUCAAACACCAGUUGAAAUAAUUAAACCACUUUUUGGAAUUCCAUUGGCAGCCAUGAUGGUUGAACAAGCCAAGGGAAGUGUAUUUAUGGGUUCAGAGUUACCAAUGCCAUGGAUUCUUCAUAAAUGUUUUAAUCAUAUCCUAGAGAAUGGAGUCUAUGAAGAAGGUAUCUUUAGAAUCUCUGGUAGUAUGGUAGAGAUUGAAAGAUUAAAAUCUCUCUUUGAACAAGGUAGAGAUGUCGAUCUUUCUCAAGCCGACAUUCAUGCAGUCACUGGUAUUGUCAAAUACUUUUUUAGAAAACUUCCACAUCAUCUAAUUCCUCCUGAAUUGAGUGAAUAUGCUACUUCGAUUUCUCUUGCACAAACUCAAACAUUGGAAGAAAAACUUCGAGAAUAUAAAUUUAUUUUUGAAAGUUUAGAUUCUGUAACUUAUUCUCUUAUGAAAUGUUUUCUACUAUUAUUAAAACAUAUUGUAGAGAAUCAAUCAUACAACAAAAUGACAGAGGAAAAUAUGUUGACAUGUAUCAUGCCAACCAUCAAUUGCUCACCCGUUCUUGUUACCAAUGCAAUUAGACAUUAUCAAGAAUUGUUUCCAUAA
Molecule: messenger RNA, 2679 nt
Organism: Cavenderia fasciculata
Lineage: Eukaryota; Evosea; Eumycetozoa; Acytosteliales; Cavenderiaceae
Gene: gacFF
Product: pleckstrin domain-containing protein
Exons: 4
Coding region: 1-2679 (892 amino acids)
Biological process (GO): signal transduction; regulation of GTPase activity
Cellular component (GO): cytoplasm
Molecular function (GO): protein binding
Source: RefSeq, a predicted model, not a curated record